AUGAUCAAUGUCCAUCCCAGUGAAGACGUCAUGGCCAACGACCUCCGCAUCCUCACGACGGCACCGCAGAAUAUGAAACUUCCCGGAGUGAACAAGUACGGUAGCUGGCGCUCUGUGUACUCAGGCGACAAGAUCAAAUACCGCUACUGGAACCCGGAAAGGAACCGUCCUUGGGUGCUUCGCUCCGUAGCGACAGUCUACACGGACAACAGCAUGAACGUGCACUUCGUUGCAUCCCGCACGAGGUACGUCUUCCAGCAGGUUGGGGACCCCUCCCCGAUCCUCAAAGAAACUGGACGACAGCACGGUGUGCCGGACUGCAUUCGCUUCCUUCUCAUGUGGAACUCUUUGCGCUGCGUGUCCCGCGGGAUCCAGAUCCAGGAUCGAGGCGAUCGCCACGUCCAUGACUUCCAUGGGGAGCCUCUGGCCCGACCCACGUUCAGCGUGGACGAACUUUACUCGAUGACCAACAAGUGGUCCUCGAACCCCAACGAUUUCUGGGACGACUACCCUGACAAGUGGUUCGCUGUGAGGGCUUAG
Molecule: messenger RNA, 540 nt
Organism: Vanrija pseudolonga
Lineage: Eukaryota; Fungi; Basidiomycota; Tremellomycetes; Trichosporonales; Trichosporonaceae
Exons: 1
Coding region: 1-540 (179 amino acids)
Source: RefSeq, a predicted model, not a curated record